This is a messenger RNA of Xyrichtys novacula (pearly razorfish), 14880 nucleotides long. The record is from the annotation of a GenBank genome assembly. NCBI's taxonomy places the organism in Eukaryota, Metazoa, Chordata, Actinopteri, Labriformes, Labridae.
UUUUUUUGUUACAUUCAAAAGAAACAGCUGAAGAGACACAGCAGUUCUAGAAAGCUGAAAUAACCAAACUGAGCAUCCAAAAGCAAGAUGAUGAAGACCUUCCUCCUACUCAUCCUCACACUGACGACAGGUAAGACUGUUAACGAUACAUGAUACCUUUAAACCAAUCAGCACAACUACCCUGACUGUUUGGAAAGAGCGUAAAAAAGCUGUUUGCUUCAUUUUAGCCAUUAGUUACCGUCAGACUGACAGAAAAGAGUGAUGCAGAACUGUACCACAAAUCUAUAUUAUUCCUAAACAAAACCAGGUUCACAAACUCUGAGAAACAACACAUUUAUAUUAUUUCAUAUCUUGAUAGAUUCACAGAGUGGUUGAUAGCAGAUAAACUCUGAUCCACAUGAAAAAAACUCGUCUUUAAAGGAGUGGCUUUAAACCUGUCCAUGUCCACGUGGAAAUAACAGUUUUUAGUGGCACAUUUAUAACUGAGAGCAGGUUAUGAUGCACUGAAGGAUGAGAGUUGAUCUACUAUCAAUGACUUCGAGUAACUGUAGACGCUACGCUAACAGGUGAGCCACACUGGCUAAAGCUGAAGCACAAUAUGUCAUAACAAGUAUCGUGUUAACACAGUCUCAUCAAAGAUAAAUGCACACUGUGGGAUUCACAAACAUAACGUAGGAACUAGAUUUAAAUGACUCUCUUCAAAUAAGUGUUUUUAAUACAAACAAAUGUAUUUGUCUUUUUCUGCUCAUGAAAACAAGUGAAAAAGUGAGGCUUGACCGAGAGAGAUCAGCUCAUCCUGGCUUCAUCCCUAAAACAUUUGCCGAGCCAGGAUUAGGGGGUGUGCCUACAUCAAACCAAGUGUAACUCAUUCUGGCGAGCAUGUGCUCAUGGCUUUCUGAAAUAGACUGCCACAGAUUUAUCGAUGCAGAUACGGAGAAAAAACAUGCCUCCUACCUUUUACAGACAGAACAACAGCUGAAAAUGGAGACAAACAAUGAAGUGAAGCAUUACAUGCUAAAACUGCUACAGGGUUGCUGUAAUAGAGCAGAGAGAAAAAGCCUGGCAGACAACAUGAACUGCCUGAGCAUGUAAGUGGUCAAAAGCGUAAAUUUUCAAACCACAACCCUUCUAAGAGGAAAUAUUUGUCAUUUUAACAGCUGUACCUUCUGGCUUAAAAGUGAUCAGUAUGAAUUAAUGUUGUGCCUGGCUCAUGCUUCUGUGUCAGACCUGCGCUGCAGUGGUCAUCGGCAUCUCCAUACUUUUGUGCUGUAGUAUCCACCUCACCUUAAAAUGCUCCUCCCAAAAUCUUGUCUACACUGUGGUGUCUGAGCUAGUUAUAUUAUCAGUGUCUGGUCCGGUCUGUGUACAAAUAACUAUGGCAACUGGUGGUAUAUGGUUGUCAGGUGAACUACAAUUACUGCAAAGAGAUAUCAAAGAAGGGUCCAUUGCAGGAUGGUUGUUGUGAUACGGCUUUAUUCCAUGCCAUGUACUGUGUUUAUACGAAUGCCACUGGUUUGAUAGGGUAUGAUGUGGUCUCCUGUAAGUUUUUUUUUAACUCACUGAGAGCUGAUUAGCUUCAGGUCAUCAACUGCUCUCUUAUUGGAUGGUUGUAAACCUGAUGAAGGUCUCUGUAGACCGUUGUUUCAUGAAAUACAUCAGCUAAAGAGAGACAAUGAGUGAGGGCUCCUUUUAUACGGUUUAAAGUUUGUGUAAUGGAAAUCUACAAAUAUAUGUUCUCAAAAGUAUUAGAUUUUUUUUAACAAAAAGAUAGGACAUCAUUGAACCUGCAUUUCUUAAGUGAGUAGUAUUUUUUAUCACAGAUGCAUUUAUGUGUGUAUCUUUAUGAGACUCCCCUGUACCGAGAUACCAGACAACGAUACUUUUAGUAAUCGUCAUACAUGCCAAGACAUACCCGCCUUUAUUAGCAUAACUAUUUUUUACAGGCUGUCAAUAAAAACAAAAGCUUUGUGGUUUCAUGAAACUGAGGGGACUGGCACGCUAUCUGGUUCUACAGAGCACUGACAGCACAGUCCUCAGGACCAAUCUGGGACCAGUGUUUAUAAGUACAUCCUGCUAGAUUAAAGUUGUAAAAUUAAGACAAUAAAGUCGUCAAAUUAUGUCUAAAAAAGUGGGUUUAGCCUAUAUUUUAUUUUGAAGGGGAAGAUCAGAUUGGCAGCCAGCAGAAAGAUGAGUAUUUUCAUCUAAAAAUAGAUCUCAAAGUAGAACCAGUCAUUGACUGUAUUAGCCAGCUGAUGGUCCAAAGAUGGCGACUACAACAAAAAAAGUGACCGAAACUCAUGAAUACAGAAAUGCCUGGUGACAUACCUGCCCACGUAUAGUGUGUGGGAAACACUAAAAUGUCGGAAACAUUACGCAGCUGUCAUCUAUUCAUCAUUAUCUACAAAAGUAGGAACCAGAAAUGUUUUUACAAAAUCUGUGGGUUGUAAAUCUUUUCCUACAGGAAGACGCAACACUGCAGCAGAGGCUGGUGCAAGAGAAAGAUUUCUGUGACAAAGAUUCAGAGUCAAAGUGUUUUGAGUUCAAAGUCUGGCCUAGGGUAUACUAAGCACAAGAAGGUGUACAACAGCUGAUAUGUCUUUGAGUGCACUUUAGUUACAAUUGUGAUGAGGAAGUUUUUGGUCAGUAUGGGGAUUGAAUCCAUGACCUUGGCGUUAUUAGCACCACGCUCUGACCAUCUGAGCUAACUGGCCAGGAUGUCGUUGCGCUCAUAGUCCAUUUUGAUGGAGCAGGGAGUCAAGGUGAACCCUAAAUGUAUAGUGGGAAAGGAUUAUCUCUGCUUCUAAAGGGAGGGUUUCAACCACGAAGGGACUUGAACCCUCAAUCUUCUGAUCCGAAGUCAGACGCCUUGUCCAUUAGGCCACGUGGUCUGAAAAAAGGACAAAUAUCACAAAUUUUAAACACAAACACAAAUUUUUCUCUCGACACGCUUGUCACUUUCAUGCCUAGCACCCACAUUGUGUAAUUUGAAAUAAGAAGUGCUGAAGAGCAAAGGUGGUGUGAUCUUGCCAUUUUGAGGAAUAGAGAACGCCAACCAAAAACUCUGAUCCAUAGUCUGAAGCCCAUAGCAAAGUGUUGUCCUGCUGUUUAGGGGGCACAUUCACGAGAUUGUAAAACGGCUUUUAUGGUUAACGAUGGGUAUUCCUUUCAUUAAUUCCCACAUACAGCGUUGGAUCGAAGAGCUUACACUCAUCAGGAUAGAUCUUAUUCAGUUUUUUUAAAAAUCGAGAGUGUUUACUGGGACACUGUGACCAGAGACAUUUUUCUCCUGUCUCCGUACAGCAUGAUACAGUACGGUGCUGAUCUUGAAUGCAGAAAAGAAAGACCUUCUCUGUGCAGGACUGAGGUGGCCAAAACCUCCAGAUCAAGACCAUCAUCAAACUCUCCAUCAUGCACACUUUCAAAUGUCUAGAAACAUACACACAAAACUAUGCUAACUUUAAAUGCCACCAACCAGUCUGCCCAGAUCCACAGAUAUCAACAGAAACUAAACACUAUUGUUUGUUAAAGUUGCUGUGCCCUGUGUGUAAAUGUAUGCAUGUGUCAGUUUGGGAAGUCCCCUGACGUUCAGAGGAAUUAUUUCAGUAGAUUAUUACAUCAAUCCACACGUUGACAUUAGUCAUACAGUGACCUACGUGCGAGUUCUGUGUGGUCAUGGGCACAGAGAGAGAAGGGGAAUUAAUUGUGUUGGGGAAGCGGUAACCUGCUGUGUGUAAAUAGGAGCACACCUGAGUGAGGGUGGACAAACCUAAUAGUUAAUUGUUUUCCCCGGGACUUUAGUCUGACAUUUUUUCACCCUGUUCCUGACUUAGCAUCCAGAUUGUGUGUUGCGUUAUCAUCAGAAGGAGGCAGACACACCCUGAUUCACUCGAAGCCCUGAUAUACUCUAAGGGCUCUAUUUUCGUGCCUUGCCUGCGACCUGACUUACAUGCGACGCAUAAGUCAGGUCCGCCACGCUGACAAGACACUCACAUAAAGUUACAUAUAUUCAAACCUCACGUGACAAAGGUGGGUUGUGCGCACAGAUCACAACAUUAACUCCAAAAAUGGCAUUAAAAUCGGAACCAUCUGUGCGUAAAUGACGCAUCGCGCUCUGUGGCCUGGCUGUUUCUUUCAUAGUUGUUGGCAUAUAAAAUAAAUUUGGCUCACAAAACUGAAUAUCAUAACAUUCGUAUGUAGGCUUAAAGUAAAUAACUCAUCUGAUCACUGAAACAAAUCAUCUGUUCAGCCGCAGCAGCAGCAGGACAGAGAGAGGAGACGUGUCCAGGUCGAGCUGUGCGAGAAAUAAGAGGAAGAGGAAGAAAGAAAAGGAGGGAGACGAAUUACAUAUCUUGUUAACUUCAUCAUGUGUGUUUAUUUACUAGAUAUUUAAUUUAAUUUAAUGCGGUUUCAGCUGUGUUGAUUCGGUCAGGUUGUGUGUCCAAACGCGUGCCAAACGCGCUCAUCAGAUCAGAUAUAGAUCAGAAUAUAUCUAUAUAGAUCUAAAUGUAUGUGCUGACUCAGAUUAUUAGUUGUUGGUGAUUAUUUAUUGCACUGAAAUGUGCCUGACACUGUGGAAACCUGCCGGUGAGGCAUCAGUGACGUAUGCCGAUACGCCGUCAGUCUACCAAAAUACUACUAGACCAGCUGCGCUCCGCCUGUACUGAAAGCUGACCAGGUUUGAAUCGGCGAGCUUUCAGCGCACUUUACAUGCCACUGGCGAGCACGAAAAUGUCACUGCUCCAGCUGAUCCUGUCGACACCUCCCUCUGCCACGCCACCAUGCCCAGCUUGGCGGACCUCGGUGCGCCUCAGUCCACGAAAAUACCGAACUGGCUGUACACCGGGCUCCGCCAGAUGAAAAUACCACUGCGCUGGGUCCGCCACCCUCCGCCGCCUCACCAGUGGACACGAAAAUAGAGCCCUAGAGCUUUCCCCCCUUAAAAAAUACAUAAAAAAUAGUGAGGUUGCUUAAAAAAGUAUCAUGAUUCAUUAUACAAACCCAAUUUGUGGAUGCUUAUUUGAAAAAAUGCGAUAGGUCCUGAGUUUGUUUCUUGCACUAUCCAAAUCCAUUUUAGCACAUAAUCUGAUUAAAGUUGUUUUUUUUUUUUUUUUCUGUGAUUUACAGGCUUUGGGACCACAGCUGGAGAUACUGAAGUGAAGGGAUGCAGAGGUGGAUGGGUGGACUUCAGGUGCAGUUAUCCAAAAUUUGAAAUAUAUCAUUAUGUUGAAGUGCAAUCCGAAAAAAGAACUAUAACAAGCAAUCAAAGGGAUGGCUGGGAAAAUCAUAAACGGUUUUCCCUGUACCAUGAUACUGCACAUCAUAAUCUGAGAGUCAUCAUCAGAAAUCUUAAAGAGAAGGACUUUGGGGAUUACAAAUGCAAAUUUUACCCAGAACCAGGCUCAGAGUACCCUGACGAGAGGAGGGUGGAAGUUGGUAAGUAGGUCACAAAUGUUUCCUCUUUAUUCUUGUCCUUCAUGUUGCCUUUUAGAGCAUUUUUAAACCGGGCCAAACAGGAACGCCACAAGCCAGUCAUUGACUUUAUGAAGCUGCUCCUUACUAUUUAAUGCAUGGAAGUGAAACCAAAGUCCUGAAACAGACAUCCCUGUGACGUUAGACUUCAGUAAGCACAAGAGGGGCAGCAAGACACCUUUGGGUGGCAGCAAGACAAUGUCCCACCUUUAUUAAAAAAAGCUUUAUUAUUAAUAAUAAUACGAUAAGAAAUUUUAAAUAAAACUGCUGAUUUAAUGACAUGAUGGAUAAUGAAAAAUAAAUCCCUGAUUUUAAAAGUGCUAUAUGUAUAAACUAAUUAUUAUUAAAUAGAUAAAUUGGUAGAUACAGCAAUAUAAGAGAUGGAUUAACGGAAGACAUGAGAAAGAUAUGAAGUAAAACAAAAAAGAUUUACAGCACAAAACCAAAGAUGAACAUAAAAAAGUGAGAAAUACUGAAAACUAUGUAAGAAGGUAAAAAGAUUUCAAAAAGAAUAAAAAGAUAAUAAACACAAGCAGCCAUCUUUAAUGCUGCCUGAUUUGCCUGGUAACAGCAUCUGCAGGAUAAAGCAUCUCAGAGAACACCCUCUGUAAAAACACAUCUCUAAAAAUGUGUUAUAUCUAAAGGAUGAAGAGUUUUCUACUCUUCACCUCUCUUCAUUUUAACUGUUGUCUUAGUGUACAAGUACCUGGUGGGAAUGAGUUGACUCAAGUAUGUCCACUUCAGCUAUAGUGACAAGUCCCCCUUUUCAACUCAUUUAUACUGGACCAUCUCCUGUUUUUAUUACUUCAUGUAUCAAAAAAAUCGACAAAUGCGUUAUCAUACGGCUAAUGUUUUUCUGUAUAUGAGAUUUGAGAUAAUGAAAACGCUGACAACUUUACAGCUCUGGGGUUUUGUUUUGUUAACAGUAAAGAAGUACUUCAUCUUUUAUCAAUGUUUCUUCUCCCACAGAGGUUGUGUUUAUGACCCUUAUUUACUAAAAUAUAUUUAUGCUGUUUAAGUUCUCAAUGCCUUUUUUUGUACACGUAAACAUAGACUUUGAUUCCCAGAAUGACAUGACAAAUUUUGAAAACUCUUUGAGUGGGUUUGGAGCAGAGAAAACUAUCCCUUGCAGUUAAAAACUAAAGGCUCUUGGCAUAAGGUCCACAAAAUAUAGGAAAUAACUUCAAUAAUGGGAAGCAAAUGGAACAACUUAAAACUGGGAGUUUCUUUCUUGUAUGGGGACACGGAUGCUGUGUUAGCUGGGGUGCUACAUUAUCAGUAUCAGUCAAGAUGUUGAAGAGCCAGCAUGACUUCUCUUAUUCAGUUUACAGAUCUGAGGGGGGGAUUACAAUAUUUCAAUGGUCAGCUGGAUGAGUAAAAGUCAACUCUCUCUGUUAUCUGUGUGAAGUGAUCCUGCCUCUGCUGUGUGGAGGAAGACUCAGAACUAUAACUUCUGACUAUAUGGAACAUGCCAUACCUGGUAGACAUUAUACAGAGAUUACAUGUUUAACUUUUUCCUUUUCAGAGGAGGGUAAAUGCCAGGAAACUUUUAAUCAAACCGCCUACAUCUCAGCUCAAACCAUCAUCGCAUGUGAAUACCCAAGAGCUCACAGCUCUGCAAUCAAGUUUUUCUGCAAAGAACGCGGUUCUGUCUGUGAGGAUAUUAUAUCAACAGACUCUCAGUCAAACGGGACAUUCAGUCUCACAGGAACCAACGAAGGUUUCAACGUGUUCAUCAGUAAUGUGUCUUCACAGCAUCAGGGAGUCUACUGGUGUGGAGUGAAAUCUGAGCAUGAAAAUUAUCGAGCUGGAGUCAGAAAAAUAAAUCUGACAGCUGUGGGUAAGUCAUUCAGAUCAGAUUUUUUAAAACUUUUGCUUUGGAAAAGUUCAGCUUCAUGUUUCCAGUGUUUGCAGUUUGAAGAGUUUCGUCCACUUGUGUUUCAUUAUUUCUGCAGGGAAUCAGUUGGUAAGCAUGGCUCUUUUGACCCCUGAUCAUACAAUUUAUAUAUCGCUCUAUUAAAUGUAUUUGUCUCAUCCCUCUCACCAUCAAAUCUCAUUUUUCAGUAUAAUAGCAAAAUUUUUGCUUCCAAAAGACACCUCCCAAAAACCUUGUCUUAACCCUAGAACACCAUCACACCAUCACUAUCGCCGGGUGAUUUCCAUCCAAAAUAAUAAUAAUAUACCCAAGAAGAAGUACUUGUCAUCAAAAUAUAUCAAAAUAGGACAAUACAUGACAAAUUAAAGUCAUUUUCCUUUAUUUUUAACUGUGCAAUGUCCAAAGGGAGGGAAAAAAGUGCAAUGAGGGGACGAUAGAUAGAUAGAUAGAUAGAUAGAUAGAUAGAUAGAUAGAUAGAUAGAUAGAUAGAUAGAUAGAUAGAUAGAUAGAUAGAUAGAUAGAUAGAUAGAUAGAUAGAUAGAUAGAUAGAUAGAUAACCAUAUGAGUUCCCUUGAAAAUCACUACUUUGUGAUAGUUAUUUAUAACCUCUGCGCUAAAUAAAGAUAGCAUGCAAAUUCCAUGACCACUCUUACUGACCUUAUUUGCCUACAUGCAGCUAUCAAAUCCACCCAAACCUACUUUACCCUCUAUCACUAUUGCCGGGUGAAAGUCACUCGAACACGUGCCUGUAGGAAAUAGUGGGUUUUGGAUCAGGGAAACAAAUAUGCCUUCAAACAUGUUAAAGGCAAAGCUGACCCAGGGACCCAUGAUACUCAGACAAACGCAAAAUAAUGAAAAUCACAUAAACAUGUUUGGUCAGGUGAAAAUCACUUGGUGAUUGUGUUCUAGGGUUAAAAAGGCGGUCAUCUUAUAAUUAGGGUAAUCUGAACUGUGGUACCUAUCAGGGCUCCAGCAGAAAGUGUACAGGAACCCGUCAAUACGUUAUUCUUCCUACCACAUAAAUUACUUUUGGGGGUUCUAUUUGGGAGGUUAUUUUAAACUAUGUAUGAGUGUCCUUGUGCAAAUUUGUCACAUCAAGACCUAUAAAAGUCCCUUAACCCAAGAAGGGCCAACUUGGCAGCAGGGAAUAUCAUGCUUGCCCUCAUAUUAUGCUUCCUCGACAUUCCCAGACCUCCUUUUCAUUGAGAGCCCAACAGUGUACGCAGAACCCUUUUGCCAUAACCACACUGUUUUUGCCAUGAAACAGGAAGUGUUUUUUGAGGGGCUUAUCAUUAUUGUAGGGUCACCAAAUGCAGUAAACCAGCAUGUAGUAGACCCAUAACACUUUUGAUAUAGGUACAGUCUCUGGGCGUGACGUAAUAGUGUGUUCAGCCACACCUAUGAUCUGAAAAAUUAUCAAAAAUGUUUAGUAGAAUAAAGUUCCUUUUACUGGGGCCUCUCAGGACUUACUGCCCCUUGAAGAUAACCCAGACCCUGUCUUUGGUUAAUAGAGAGGACACUUGAAAAAUGAAAAAUUAAGUGGCUUCAGAAACAAAAGUCAAAGGGAGUGGCCAUGGCAUCUGUCUGUUCAAAGUUCAUCUUCUGGAAAACAUUUAUUUCCCUGCAUUUGUCCUGAGUUACACUAACGUUUAUAUUUCCAACAUAGAUCAUCACAGCACUUCCCCUUACUGAUUGCUGUAUAAAAAAUGCAUGACCACUGCUUGGCAUGAUUUAAGAGGAUGUGAAAGGAAAUGCCUUGCACUACAUGUUGUGUUUCAAAUACACAAAAAUCAGAUGUGUAAUUAAUGUCUUUUGUUCGCUAAUUUGAAGCAGUCGCAGCAGACGUCGACUGAAGCUCCUUUACAAACUGAAAACUGACACACCAUAAUGUGAAACAACAUUAAUGUAUUUUUUUCACUAUUUCAAGCCACAUUCACACACUCAUUUUAUAAAGUCAAUUAUGUGUGUUUCUCUCUGUCUCUAGGUAUUCCCACCUCCACACUGACCGUAUCUAUUGGACAGACUUUUACACACUCCUGUCAGUAUCCAAACAAUGCUCUAAUACAGAAAUUCAUCUGUCAAGGACACAAUCCCUCUACAUGUCGAACAGUUUGGAAGUAUACACAGUCUGCAUCCCCCCCUGAUAGGUUUUUAAUAAAACUAGAUCACCAUAAAACAAACAUCGACAUCACAGUGAGAGCCGUAGCAUCAGAGGACGAUGGGAUGUACUGGUGUGGAGCAAAAGACUCCACAUCACUCAGUAACCGUUUCUAUGCGGGAUUUAGGGUGAUUGUAGGUGAGUUGUUUCAUUGUGUUUUUCACUUCUCUGGUUUAGACAGGUGGUCUUAACUUUGUGUGCCACAUUUCCUGAUUAGAGGGGAAAAAAAUUAUAUACAUACUGUAUAUACACCUAAUAGUUGUGGUCCUUAAUGCUGAUUGUAAUGAAUAGAGGAUGAACAAAGAAGCAGCGGCAGGUGGUCUUGAGCUUGCCGUAGCUGCCCUCUACGAGAUGAUCUAUUAUCUACUGUUACUGACCUAACUAUCCUUUUUACUAUUUUCACUUGGUUCUGUAACUUAUCGUCAACUUGAUGAGGUGUAUCUUGAAAAAUAAAAGCAUACUUUGACCAUUAGUGAAUUAGUUAAUAGUCAAUUAGUUAAGUUAUUUGUUGACCCCCCUCUUCUUUCAAUUUGACUGACUGUUUUUUAUUUGUUUAUUUUUGUUAUCCAUAAAUAUUUCCAUAUCAUUGAAUAUCUUGAGGUGAAAACCUGAUGUCCUGACAGCCCUGUCUGGAGCAUGUUUUCCUUUCUCUGUCAGUCAUUUUAAUUUUUUACAUCAAAAGAAGGUGUGUUUCCCCUCAACUUUCUGCAUUAAUAAAAAUGGAAAAACGUUGCAUCACUUUGCAUCAAAUAAUACAUUUAAACUUGAUGCACAGGACUCUACCUUUUCAAAAAUACAUUAAACUAACUUUGCUGCUUAAGAACACUGAGAAAAUAAAUUCAACUUUGAAAACCUACAAUGCAAAAGAAGAAACGACCUCCACUUUAACUUUAUCAAACUACUCUUUGUGACAUUUAUUAUUAAACUGCUACAUCUGUAUGUCAUUGUUUUUGCUUAAAGAAAAAAUCUUCUGUUUCAUUAACCUUCUUUUCUUUCAGGUUGUCAGAUUGCUCAAAAAACUUGAUUGUAUUCGUAGCUACUUUCCCUGAAGGAGUGUGGUUUCCAUCAUAUCAGCUCACAGUUCCAUGUCAUGGGUAGCUUACACAAGCUACACAAGUGAAGGCUUCUUUAAUGCGGAAAUAUAUUUACAGGUUUAGGAGCAAAAUAUGCUGCCAUCCAGACAACGACUUUUUCAGGGGAGACCUUCAUAUUUCAGCAAGACAAUGACAAACGACAAUGAGUCCUGCUGCUAAGCUGGUCUGGUAAAAACAUUUUGACAACAUGAAGCAUCAUGAUACAAAGGAGACCCUGAACUGUUGAGCAGCUGAAAUCCCUUAAAGGGAUAUUCCAGCGUAAAAAUUAAUUUAGGGUCAAACACACCUUAACACCGAGUUAGACACCCCCUGGAGAGAUGAAUGUUGCCGACUGCUUGCUUCUCUAGUUAUACCAACUUUAGUAACAGCCGCAGAUAGCAAUACACAGCGGUCUGAGGAGCCAUAAACAAACCUCAACCAAAACACCACUCUAUAGCCACAAAUAAUGCUCAGAACAGCACCUAACUUCAUCAACAGUACAUAUAGGGUUCUAGCCAUAGCACUAGCCACCAAAUAUCUUUACUUUUUCCUGAUUUCUUCAGCAACACAACUCACCUACUGUCUUCCAGCAGCCGCUUGUUUGUAGCAAGACCUCGGACCAGUCCAUUACGGACUGCAGUGGGGUGAUGCAGCUCAAGGAAGAACAUUUAUGAUCAUUUCUUCAUGCAAAUGCAAUCAGACUGAGACGCUAAGGCAGAAGAACUACUAUGAUUGCAGUGCAAAACGAUUAUCAUGAUGAUUAUUACUUCAAGGAAAUGAUAACAUUCAUCUCUCAAGGGGGUGUCUGACUCGGUGUUAUGGUGUGUUUGACCAUAAAUUAAUUAUACGCCGGAAUAUCCCUUUAACAGGCAAGAACAGGACAACCUUUCACUUUCCAAACUCCAGAAACUGGUCUGCUCGGUUCACUGAGGUUUACAGAGGGUUGGUGAAAGAGGAGCUGAUGACACGAUGGGAAACAUGAACCUGUUACAACCUUUUUGAAAUUUGCUGCUGACACCAAUCUCAAAUUAGCGAGUAACUAUUUAUAUUUUCAAUCCAAUACAGGCUUUGAGUGAGUUUUCAACCACCAAGGUCUAAUGUUAUUUACAUGUUAAACAACACUUUAACUCCAAUAAAUCUGGAGAUGAAUGACUUAAGAGGAUAAACUGCAUCUGUUUUUACGUAUUUUCAGUCUCCUCUACAACAUCUACAACCUGUACGACCCAAUCACCAUCUACAUCUUCUGUUUCUGAGAUCGAGACUACAUCUACUGUUUCUGAGGCCCAGACUACAUCUGUGUUUGACCAGGGAAACAGUGAGAGCAAACAUUUUUUUUGUUUUUACUGAAGCAGGAGGAGGAAGAAAAACCACUAGAAACCUCUCAUUCUUUUGAACACUAUUGUUUGUGUUGUGGUUGACAUUUGUGCAGUGACGUGUCUGGUUUUGUCUCUGUCAGGUGUCUCUCUGUCAUCUGUGGUCACUCCUGUGGUCGCCAGUGCAGUCACACUGCUGCUUUUGCUGGUUUUGUUUCUUGUCUACAAACGUAAGAGAUUUCUUUACCUUUUUGCGCAACACAUAACACACAAUUACACACAAUUACACACAUAAAUUUGCAAACCUGGAGGCACACUUCGUCAAAGCAGGUGUUUAAAGAGAGAAUAAAGGGUUCAGAUUUUCCAUGUUUGGUCAGUUUUAAUAUUUUAUUUGCUGGAUAAAAAUUUCAACAGGAGAAAACAUAAGCUCUGAGGUUGUGUUGGAGAAAUUACUCCACUUCCUUUUCCUGUGUGAUUGUGUCAGUAAGUUUAAACAUUUUUGUCUGUCUUUCUCUUUCAGGAUUGAAGCGCUCAAAAAGCACAGAAGUACAAAACCUGAAAGAGGUGCGUGACUCCACUUUAGUAAAUGCAUUUGUGUGAGUGUGUAUUUGAGGAGGGACAUCAUGUUAUCUAUGACACCAUGAAGCAUGUUGCACGGACACACUUCUUUUUUUUUUUUUAGCCACAGUGUGAAACAAUAUAAUAUAAUAUAGUUUCAUAGUAAUAUAGUAUAAUUUUGAAACUUUAACACUUAGAUCAAACUGUCUUUAUAAACUCAUGUCCAAGUCAUGUUUUUAUGUCUUUGCACACUUUGUUUUCAUUCUGCUCUGAAAGGAUCCAGCCUAUGAGGAGAUUCAGGAGCGCCCCCACAAGCCCAACUCAGGAACUGCUCUUCACACCAUCUACACCACUGCCAACCUUCCCACAGUCCCCUCUGCCCCUCCGGAGUACUCCAACAUGACCUUUAAUAACAGCUCAGAAGACAUUAACAGUGGCACAUAUGCAACUGUGAAAGACGUCGCCCAAACCCCUGCCUAUUCUACUGUCAAUCACCCACACAGAUUAGCAGAAGACCCUUUUUAUUCGACUCUCAGUCAACCCCAGCAGCAGUGAGGAAGUUUAGACUGUUUUCAGUGUGACUGUCAGGUUCAAUCUCCUGGAGGGACAAAUUCCCACUGUUAAAUCUGCAACAGUAAGACCGAACGAAACCAUCUGAGCUUAAUUAACACACCUUUGGAGGACCAUAUUAUUAAACCAGGAGAGUUGAACACUUACCUUCAUAAAUAAAAACAUACGUAAGAGAGUACAACAGAGUAUAAGGUCAACAUUGAGGGCAAAGGGAAAGAUUUCAAAUCUAAAGUCAUCGUCUUUUCAGAAUAAAGUUUUGUUAGGAGAACAAAGUGAUGUUUCAAGAAUAAAGGGAUUUGUUAUAAGAGCAACUUAUGUUACAAGAAAAACUUCAUGUAAAUAUAUUCCAGUUGUUAAUUUAGUCAAUGAUUAGGUCUCAGCUUUUUGUUCAGUCUUUACAGAGUCCUGAUACUUCUCACAAUGAGGGGGAAAAAACAUUAGAGACACUUUGACCACUUUAACUUUAAGUUCCUCAUUUUGGUACGGACAGCUUGCUGCUCACCGUGAUACGACAACUACCACUUUAUCACCACUUUAUUCUCAGUUUUUACUGACUUCUUGUUAGAUUUUGACUUUAUUUUUGAAAUUCUUUUUAUUAAAGUGGCCCUAAUCCUCACAGAAAAAAGAUUAUAUAGAUUAAAAAAAACAUCAGUUAUUAUUUUCUUUUCUUUUUCAACUUUUUGUUUUAACUUUUUGUUUAAUUGGCUUUUUCCUGCUGUUUUUCUAAGUUUAAGUAGCUUUAAAGAAGCAGAUUUUUUUUAUGAAUAAUAUGGGAGACUUGUCAGGGUGGGAGAUCCAAACACAACCUCUAACAUGGUAAAUGACCCUGAACAGCCUGAAAGAUCUUCAUUAGGGGAGGAAACAUGCUACAAAUGCAGAAAUGACACAACCUUAAAAACACAUGCAACUCUUUCAUCCUCACACAAUAGUGAAAACAUGCUGCAAAAACAACAAAGUGCUAUAAGUGAUACAAGCAAGAAGGCAAAUAAAUAUGACCUGCUCUCUCUCUUGAACAUGUUCAGUACCUAGACAGGUAAAGAGAUACAUACUCGUCAUUUCAGAAGUUUGUCAGUCUAAUUCAGUGUAAGAAGCUCCCCUCUUUUGGACUAGCUUGGUGGAUUUACCUGUUAUUUGUCUGUGCUGGUAGGAGAGAGAGAGUCACCAAUGAGCGAUCCACAUUGACUCUUCAUUGGAGAAAGAUCCCAAACACUUUCCAUAAAUAGGCGUCAGAGUAAAGAGUCAUGAAGGGAUAAGGAUGGAACUUCUAUGGUGAAGGGGUCUGGGGGUUCAUUGAACUCAUUUAGGGCCAGAAUAACAACUUUGCCAUAGAAACCAAAACUGUGUCUGUAGGGGGGGCUGUAAACAUGUUUAUAUUUGCUGUGGAGUUUGGUAUUUUCAAAAGAAGGCUCAGAGGCGAUUGACUCACUUUUGGAGACAGCAUCUAGUGGAAAUUCUGGGAACUGCAGUUUUUUUUUCUUUCUUCAGUGGUGGCUUCACUUUAAUACCCUGGAUGUUUCCACAAGAUUAAUCACGCUGUUCCACAUAACUUGUAAUUAGCACCCUGCUCAUGUGGUUUAUUUAUCAGACUAAAUUCAGUGUACAACAUGUGCAAUAUUUUAAGCAACUUUGUGUACUUGUCUUUUAUUUUAUCUGUACAUUUAUCUUAUGUUUUUUAACUUAAAAAGCUGUAAAACUUGAACACAUUAUUAACACAAAUUCAUGUUUAUGAGCAAAGUUUUGGUCCUGGACCUUUCAAAUGUCUAAAAACAGUUAAACAAUUACUUUUACUUUCCUUUUCAAUAUUGUAAGAGGUUUUUAUGUUUGCUCUGCAGUGACAAUAAACAAAUUUGAUCUUUGCAUUGA